CGGGGCUGUGGACUGCACUCGCAUAUUAAUUAGAAAGCCUCAUAUGCACGGAAAUGAGUAUGUGAACAGGAAAGGUCACCACAGUUUGAAUGUUCAAGCUACGUGCAAUGUAAAGGAGGAAUUUGGCCUGGAUCUGUACACGAUGCCAGAAUAUGGAGAAACUGCAAUGUGUGCAGAGUAAUGUCAAACCAGGCAAUUGUUCUCCUCAUCAGUGAUUCAGGAUAUCCUAUUGCUCCAUGGCUCAUGACCCCAUAUCAAAAUCCUAACCACCAGAACAAACAGCCUUCAAUUUCCUAUCAGUUUCCUAUUUUAAAAAGACGAAUUAGAUUGACCCCUGAGGAGGUGCUUUCAGUGAUUUUGUGUUGUAUUUUGCAUAACAUAGCAAAAUUCUUGCAAGAUGAAGAUUUUCCUGAACCUGGAGACCAAGAGGACGAAGAACUAAUCCAUGAUGAUGGUGUAAAUAAACCAAAUGUAAGACAAAGAAGACAGCAGAGAAGAAAUGAAAUAGCACAUAUAAUUCAUGGAAUGAGAAGAGUAUAAUUGCUUCUUCUUAUAAUCCUGCACCAAUGACAUUGUGACAGUAUUAGAUGCUCAGAAAACUGGCUUUAGGCAUCCCAGCAGAAAUGAUUCCUAAAAUAGUCAAUUAUUAUAAUCUAACGAAUAAAAAUGUAAUUACUUACCCGUAGCAAUAAAAUGUAAUUAUUUUAUAAAUAAAUAAAAAGUUAUGUCAAAUAUUGUUUUGAAAGAAAAUUUUAUUCUCAUUGAAUAAUUUGAAGACAGUGUAAGGUCUAAAAAAUUGUAUGAAUGUUUGCCUAAGAAUUAAAAAUACAUUCAAACCAAUUUAGAAAAAAAAUACAAAAUGAAUAUUGGUUCUAAACCUAAUGAGGCCGAGUAAGAGCAUUAUGAACAUUAAUAACACCAGAGACAAAAGGGACAGCAGAGGUAGGUGGAAAUAGCAAGAAUCAGUUUCAAGAGAGUCAAGAGAAAAAUUUAACAUUCUUCAGAUCAUUCACAUUUAUUCAUAAAUUAUUUACACAAUUAAUCUGAUCCAAUUGCCACUGCAAUUUCCUUUUUUUAAAUAGCAAAAUUUCCAACUGCUGAAUAUAUACCAAUUUUUCCAGUUCGGCAUUAGAGAGUCCAUUCACAUUUCUUUUCCUUUUCACAGGCGUAACGUCUUCGUACAUACUAGUUCCAUAUUCGAAAAUCAAACUAGCACUUAUUGAUGCACCAUUUUCUUGUAACGUACUUGUAAAAUCUGCACCACCAUCAUCACUGACUGAAGCAAUACCAGCUUCUAUUGCUCCUGAAAAUGUAUAAAUUACGUAUUUUUAAUUCACUCGUAGUUUACUAAUUGAAAUGCAAUUGCAAUAAUAAAUUGUAUUCCAUAAAUAAUAAACGAAUGAGUGAAUAAAAGUUAUUGUUACCUUCGAUUCGGGUUACAGUUGGAUUAGUAUCUCCAUUGAUCAGUUUAAGGUAAUUUUUUUCCCACUCCGUCAGCUUCAUUUUUUUGUUGCUAGUCUGCAACCCGUCGGUUUUUUUCUUCACUCUAUCCUUUAAAUUGGAAAUUGUCUUCGAUAGUUGUCGGGUGGUUAUUUCUUUUCCAAAUCUAACUCUGUAUUUCUCCGCUGCUUCAAUAAGGGCUACGGCCUUCUUCCGCCUUGAUGAAGGCAAUUGGGAUUUUUCAAAUAAAAUCCUGUGAUCCUUCAAAAUGCUAACGAAGGCUUUUUGAUGGUAGAAUGCGGGGCCCUCCUCAACCGAUCGCUCUGAAUCACUCAUUUAAAAAUUCGUAGCACAACUCGCCCGGCGAUGGUGGUACGGUUAGCGUACCGGACUGUUGUACCCA
Molecule: messenger RNA, 1843 nt
Organism: Gryllus bimaculatus (two-spotted cricket)
Lineage: Eukaryota; Metazoa; Arthropoda; Insecta; Orthoptera; Gryllidae
Source: the annotation of a GenBank genome assembly